AUGUCUCGGUUCCUGGACAUGGCGGAGUUUGGUGAAGCAGCUCGAUACCUUCGUCUCACCAACCUGGAGCAGCUGGCUGCGAAGGCCAUGGCCUUUGAUGGGACGAAGCGUGUUUGGAUGCCUGAUGAAGUGGAAGCGUACAUCGAGGUGGAGGUCAAAGAGCUGAACGGAGACAAGUCCACCGUGGAGACCAAGGACGGACGGUUUCUGAUAGUGAAAGAGUCUGACCUGCAGCCAACCAACCCUCCUAAGUUCGACAUGCUGGAGGACAUGGCGAUGCUGACGCACCUGAACGAGGCGUCGGUGCUGUUCAACCUGCGCAGGAGAUACAGCAUGUGGAUGAUCUAUACGUACUCCGGCCUGUUCUGUGUGACGGUGAACCCGUACAAGUGGCUGCCGGUCUAUGCUGCUCAGGUGGUGGCGGGCUACAAAGGGCGGCGCCGAGCAGAAGCCCCGCCCCACAUCUACUCUGUGGCUGACAACGCCUACAGCGACCUCCUGCAGAAUCGAGAGAACCAGUCGAUGCUGAUCACUGGAGAGUCCGGUGCUGGUAAAACAGUGAACACUAAGAGGGUGAUCCAGUACUUCGCCAUCAUCGCGGCUCUGGGGGAAAACGCCACAAAAGAAGGCUCUCUGGAGGAUCAGAUCAUUGAAGCUAACCCCGCCAUGGAGGCGUUCGGAAACGCCAAAACCAUCCGCAACGAUAACUCCUCCCGCUUCGGAAAAUUCAUCAGGAUCCAUUUCGGGCCGACAGGAAAGUUGGCUUCGGCUGACAUCAACAUCUAUCUUCUGGAGAAGUCCCGAGUUGUGUUCCAGCAGCCAGCAGAGAGAAGCUACCACAUCUACUACCAGAUUCUGUCCAAUCACAAGCCAGAGCUACAAGACAUGCUGCUGGUGACCACCAACCCCUACGACUAUCACUUCUGCUCUCAGGGCGUCACUACGGUGGCAAGCAUCAACGACGGAGAGGAGCUAAAGCUCACUGACCAUGCCAUGGACACGCUGGGCUUCACUGCCGAGGAGAAGUACGGCUGCUAUAAGCUCGUGGGAGCCAUCAUGCACUUUGGAAACAUGAAGUUCAAGAAGAGGCAGAGAGAGGAGCAGGCUGAGGCCGAUGGCACCGAGAGUGUGGAUAAAGCCGCCUAUCUGAUGGGCAUCAACUCUGCGGAGCUGCUGAAAGGCCUACUGAACCCCCGAGUCAAGGUGGGGAACGAGUACAUCGUGAAGGGCCAGACUGUGGAGCAGGUGAACUUCGCUGUGGCGGCUCUGGCCAAAGCGACGUACGACCGGAUGUUCAGGUGGCUGGUGACUCGGAUCAACUCGUCCUUGUACACGUCUCUGCCUCGACAGUACUUCAUCGGAGUCCUGGACAUCGCCGGCUUCGAGAUCUUUGAGUUCAAUAACUUUGAGCAGCUGUGCAUCAACUACACCAACGAGAAGCUGCAGCAGUACUUCAACCACCACAUGUUCAUCCUGGAGCAGGAGGAGUACAAGGCCGAGGGCAUCGAGUGGACCUUCAUAGACUUCGGCCUGGACCUGCAGGCCUGCAUCGACCUCAUUGAGAGGCCAAUGGGGAUCCUGUCCAUCAUGGAGGAGGAGUGCAUGUUCCCCAAGGCAACCGAUAUGAGCUUCAAGACCAAACUGUACGACAACCAUCUGGGGAAGUCGCCUAACUUUCAGAGGCCGCGGCUUGACAAGAAGCGUAAAUAUGAGACACACUUCGAGGUGGUUCACUAUGCCGGAGUGGUUCCCUAUAACAUCACCGGCUGGCUGGACAAGAACAGAGAUCCUCUGAACGAGACGGUGGUGGCGCUGUUCCAGAAAUCAUCCCACAAGCUGAUGGCCGGACUGUUCGAAGACUACAUCAGCUCAGACAUGGCCGGAGACCCGAAGGCUGAAGGCAAACACAGGAAGAGGAAAGCUGCUUCCUUCCAGACGGUUUCACAGCUUCACAAGGAGAAUCUGAAGAAGCUAAUGACGAACCUGCGCAGCACUCAGCCGCACUUCGUCCGCUGCAUCAUCCCAAAUGACGACAAGAGUCCAGGUGUAAUGGACCCCUUCAUGGUCUUGCACCAGCUCAGGUGUAACGGAGUCCUGGAGGGGAUCAGGAUCUGCAGGAAGGGCUUCCCAAACCGGAUCCUGUACGCUGAGUUCAAACAACGUUAUCGGAUCCUGAACCCAAGUGCCAUCCCGGAGGACUCGUUUGUGGACAGCAGGAAGGCCGUGGAGAAGCUGCUGGGCUCUCUGGACAUCGACCACACACAGUACAAGUUCGGACACACCAAGGUCUUCUUCAAGGCGGGUCUGCUGGGUCUGCUGGAGGACAUGAGGGACGCCCGUCUGUCCCAGCUGCUCACCAUUGUCCAGGCCAUGGCCCGGGGGAAGCUGAUGAGGAUGGAGAGACAGAAGAUGAUGCUGCAGAGGGACGCCAUCAUGGUGAUCCAGUUCAACCUGCAGGCCUUCUUCUCCGUGAGGACGUGGCCGUGGAUGAUGCUGUUCUAUAAGCUCCGCCCCCUGCUCAGGAGCGCUCAGGUGGAGAAAGAACUGGCUGCUCUGAAGGAAGAGUUCAAGAAGCUCAAAGAGGCCUUCGACAGGGCGGAAGCAAAGCGUCGGGAGGCCGAGGAGCGGCAGGUGGUUCUGGUUCAGGAAAAGAACGACCUGGCUCUGCAGCUCCAGGCUGAGCAGGACAACCUGACGGAUGCAGAGGAACGCUGCAACCAGCUGAUCCAGUCUAAGAUCUCUCUGGAGUCGAAGCUGAAGGAGCUGCAGGAGCGUCUGGAGGACGAGGAGGAGAUGACCGCCACGCUGAUGUCCAAGAAGCGCCAGCUGGAGGAGGAGACGGUGUCUCUGAAGAAGGACGUGGACGACCUGGAGAUGACUCUGGCCAAAGUGGAGAAGGAGAGACACGGAGUGGAGAACAAGGUGAAGAAUCUGUCCCACGAGAUCCGUGUCCUGGACGAGUCCAUCGCGUCCCUGACCCGAGAGAAAGCCGCCCUGCAGGAAGCUCACCAGCAGGCUCUGAGCGACCUGCAGGCUCAGGAGGACAAGGUCAACAUGCUGGCCAAGGCCAAGGCCCGGCUGGAGCAGCAGGUGGACAGCGUGGAGGGCUCCUUGGAGCAGGAGAAGAAGGUUCGGCUGGAGCUUGAACGAGUUAAACGGAAGCUGGAGGGAGACCUGAAGCUGUCCCUGGACUCAGUGAGGGACCUGGAGAACCAGAAGGGAGACAUGGAGGAGAGACUAAACAAAAAAGACUUUGAGACAAGUCAGCUUCAGUCCAAGCUGGAGGACGAGCAGAGUCUGGUGACUCAGCUGCAGAAGAGGAUCAAAGAGCUUCAGACUCGUAUAGAGGAGCUGGAGGAGGCGCUGGAGGCAGAGCGGGCGUGGCGCUCCAAAGCCGAACGCCAGAGAAACGACAUCAGCAGAGAGCUGGAGGAGCUGGGGGAGAAGCUGGAGGAGGCGGGAGGAGCCUCGGCCGCUCAGAUCGCUCUCAACAGGAAGAGGGAGGCGGACUUCUUGAAGAUGCGGCGGGAGCUGGAGGAGGCAGGGCUUCACCACGAGGCCACAGCUGCCACGCUCAGGAAGAAGCACUCGGACACAGUGGUGGAGCUGAGCGAGCAGAUAGACGCGCUGCAGAGAGCCAAGCAGAAGCUGGAGAAGGAGAAGGCCGAGUUCAGGCUGGAGGCAGACGACCUGGCCGCCAACGUGGAGCAGCUGAGCAGGAACAAGGGAGCAGUGGAGAAGAUGUGCCGGGCCUUCGAGGACCAGCUGAGUGAGACCAGGAGCCGAGCCGAGGACUUGCAGAGACAGCUCACCCAGGUCUCUGCUCAGAAAACUCGAGCCGUCACAGAGACCGCCGAGUUCAGCCGGCGCCUGGAGGAACGGGAUGCUCUGAUUGGCCAGCUGCAGCGCUCCAAGGCUGGCGUCUGCCAGAGUGCCGAGGACCUGAAGAGGCAGCUGGAGGAGGAGAGCAAGGCCCGCGUGGCACUCGCCCACGCCGUGCAGUCGUCCCGCCAUGACAGCAGCCUGCUGAGGGAGCAGCUGGAGGAGGAGCAGGAGGCCAAGGCCGAGCUGCAGAGGGAGCUGUCCAAAGCCAACGGACAGGUGGUGCAGUGGAGAGCAAAGUACGAGACGGACGCCGUGCUGAGGAUAGAGGAGCUGGAGGACGCAAAGAAGAAGUUGGUGGUCAGACUGCAGAAGACGGAGGAGGCCGUGGAGACAUCUCAGGCCAAAUGUUCCUCUCUGGAGAAAUCCAAACACAGUCUGCAGACGGAGAUCGAGGAGCUGCUGGUGGAGCUGGAGCGCACCAACGCUGCGGCGCUGGCUCUGGACAAGAAGCAGCGCAACUUCGACAAGCUGCUGAGUGACUGGAAGCUAAAGUUUGAGGAGAGUCAGACAGACCUGGAGGCGUCGCAGAGAGAGUCCCGCAGUCUGAGCACCGAGCUCUUCAAACUCAAGAACUGCUACGAAGAAGCUCUGGACCAUCUGGAGACAGUGAGACGGGAGAACAAGAACCUACAAGAGGAAAUUCUGGAUCUGACAGAUCAGAUCAGUCAGGGAGGGAAGACCAUCUACGAGCUGGAGCGAGUGAAGAAGAUCCUGGAUGUGGAGAAGAGCGACAUCAGAGCAGCUCUGGAGGACGCAGAGGGCACUCUGGAGCACGAGGAGAGCAAGACUCUGAGGUUCCAGAUGGAGCUGCAUCAGAUCCGGACCGAGAUCGAGCGUAAGAUCAGAGAGAAAGACGAAGAGAUUGACAACCUCAGGCGGGGCCACCAGCGCUCCCUGGAGACCAUGCAGGCCAGUCUGGAGGCUGAGGUCCGCAGCCGCAGUGAGGCGGUCCGUCUGAGGAAGAAGAUGGAGUCGGACCUGAACGAGAUGGAGAUCCAGCUGGGAUACGCCAACAGACAGGCGGCCGAGAGCCAGAGACUCAUCAGACACCUGCAGACUGAGGUGAAGGAGCAGCAGGUGGAGCUGGAGGACAAAGUCCACCUGUCCAACCAGCUGAGGGAGCAGAUCGUGCUGCUGGAGCGCCGAUGUGCCCUGAUGGCGGCGGAGGAAGAGGAGCUGCGCGGCGUCCUGGAGCAGACGGACCGCGGCCGCAAGCUAGCGGAGCACGAGCUGGUGGAGGUGACAGAGCGGCUGCAGCUGGUCUCAGCUCAGAACUCUGGUCUGAUGAGCCAGAAGAAGAAGCUGGAGGCCGACCUGUCACUGCUGAGCGGGGAGGUGGACGAGGCUCUGCAGGAGAGCCGCAGCGCCGAGGACAAGGCCAAGAAGGCCCUCACUGACGCGGCUCUGAUGGCCGAGGAGCUGAAGAAGGAGCAGGACAACAGCAGCUCCAUGGAGAGGAUGAAGAAGAACAUGGUGUCCACGGUGAAAGAACUGCAGGUGAAACUGGAUGAGACGGAGCAGAUGGCUCUGAAGGGAGGAAAGAAACAGCUUCACAAGCUGGAGACCAGAGUGAGGGAGCUGCAGACGGAGCUGCUGCUGGAGCAGAAGAAGAGCGAGGAGUACCAGAAAGGAGUCCGUCGCUACGAGAAGAGACUCAAAGAGCUCACCUAUCAGACGGAGGAGGACAGGAAGACUCUGCUGAGGAUGCAGGAGCUCGUUGACAAGCUGCAGUCCAAAGUCAAGAGCUACAAGAGACAAGCAGAGAGCGCUGAGGAGCAGGUGAACUGCAGCACGGUGCGCUUCAGGAAGGUCCAACACGAGCUGGACGAUGCCGAGGAGAGAGCGGACAUCGCAGAGACCACCGUCAACAAGCUGCGGAUCCGAACCCGCGAACAGUCCAGCAAGGUGGCCAUGAUCGUCGAGUGAAGCUCCGCCUCCUCUCAGACGAUCGGUGUGACGUUUGCUUGCUGUGUGUCUGAAGUGUUUGUGUAGUCCAGGAUCACGGGGGACGCAUCGAUCUGCAUCUGCUGGAAACACGACAAUAUGUUUCUAUUUAUCCACUGAAACACAGAGACAAGACGUCUGACAGCUGGAGGACAGCAGAGCACUUUACUACUGAACAAUACACAUUUAUCAAGCGGUGAAAAGUAACUAAAUACAUUUACUCAAGUACUGUAG
Molecule: messenger RNA, 6063 nt
Organism: Centropristis striata (black sea bass)
Lineage: Eukaryota; Metazoa; Chordata; Actinopteri; Perciformes; Serranidae
Product: myosin-7B-like
Exons: 45
Coding region: 1-5811 (1936 amino acids)
Cellular component (GO): myosin complex
Molecular function (GO): ATP binding; actin filament binding; cytoskeletal motor activity
Source: RefSeq, a predicted model, not a curated record